This is a messenger RNA of Diceros bicornis minor, 5321 nucleotides long. RefSeq names its product RB transcriptional corepressor like 1 (gene RBL1). Gene Ontology annotation, cellular component: transcription regulator complex; nucleus; chromatin. Gene Ontology annotation, biological process: regulation of transcription by RNA polymerase II; negative regulation of G1/S transition of mitotic cell cycle; cell differentiation. Gene Ontology annotation, molecular function: RNA polymerase II transcription regulatory region sequence-specific DNA binding. The transcript has 22 exons. Lineage: Eukaryota; Metazoa; Chordata; Mammalia; Perissodactyla; Rhinocerotidae. The coding region runs from base 251 to 3451 and encodes 1066 amino acids. The record is from RefSeq and is a predicted model, not a curated record.
AGGCUCAAGCUCAGGUUUUUUUCAGGACCCAAGGUCCAUCUUCUUAUCACAUUUCCGGAGAGGGACGGCAGGGAGCCCUGGAGGACAAGCGGACUUUUUUGAGGAGGAACGCGGAUGCAGACUGUGGAAGAGACGUUGCUCUGUAGCUGCCGAUUUUCGCGCGCUUUGGCGCGGGUGGUUGUGGGUAGCGCGCCCAGGAGGGAGAAAGGAACCGGGGGCUGUGACUGCGCCGCCCGCAGGGCCUGAGGGGAUGUUCGAGGACGAGCCCCACGCCGAGGGGGCGGCGGUGGUCGCCGCGGCCGGGGAGGCGCUGCAGGCCCUGUGCCAGGAGCUGAACCUGGACGAGGGGAGCGCGGCCGAAGCCCUGGACGACUUCACCGCCAUCCGGGGCAACUACAGCCUAGAGGGAGAAGUUAUACACUGGUUGGCAUGUUCAUUGUAUGUUGCAUGCCGCAAAAGCAUUAUUCCUACAGUUGGAAAGGGUAUCAUGGAAGGAAAUUGUGUUUCACUUACCAGAAUACUACGUUCAGCUAAGUUAAGUUUAAUACAGUUUUUUAAUAAAAUGAAAAAGUGGAUGGACAUGUCAAACCUGCCGCAAGAAUUUCGUGAACGUAUAGAAAGGCUAGAAAGAAAUUUUGAGGUGUCUACUGUAAUUUUCAAAAAAUUUGAGCCAAUUUUUUUAGAUAUAUUUCAAAGUCCAUAUGAAGAGCCACCAAAGUUACCACGAAGCAGAAAGCAGAGGAGGAUUCCUUGCAGUGUUAAGGAUCUCUUUAAUUUCUGUUGGACGCUCUUUGUUUAUACUAAGGGUAAUUUUCGUAUGAUUGGAGAUGAUUUAGUAAACUCUUAUCAUUUACUCCUGUGCUGCUUGGAUCUGAUUUUUGCCAAUGCCAUUAUGUGCCCAAAUAGACGAGACUUGCUAAAUCCCUCAUUUAAAGGUUUACCAUCUGAUUUCCAUACUGCUGACUUUAGGGCUUCUGAAGAGCCUGCCUGCAUCAUUGCUGUACUGUGUGAACUGCAUGAUGGACUUAUAGUAGAAGCAAAAGGAAUAAAGGAGCACUACUUUAAGCCAUAUAUUUCAAAACUCUUUGACAGGAAGAUUUUGAAAGGAGAAUGCCUCCUAGACCUUUCCAGUUUUACUGAUAAUAGCAAAGCAGUGAACAAGGAGUAUGAAGAGUAUGUUUUAACUGUUGGUGAUUUUGAUGAGAGGAUCUUUUUGGGAGCAGAUGCAGAAGAGGAAAUUGGAACUCCUCGAAAGUUCACUGGUGAUGCCCCAUUAGGGAAACUGACAGCACAGGCUAAUGUGGAGUGUAACCUUCAGCACUUUGAAAAAAAAACAUUUGCACCUUCUACCCCACUGACGGGACGACGAUAUUUACGAGAAAAAGAAGCAGUCAUUACUCCUGUUGCUUCAGCCACCCAAAGUGUGAGCCGGUUACAGGGUAUUGUGGCUGGACUGAAAAAUGCACCAAGUGAACAACUUAUAAAUAUUUUUGAAUCUUGUAUGCGUAAUCCUAUGGAAAACAUUGUGAAAAUAGUGAAAAGAAUAGGAGAGACUUUCUGCCAACACUAUACUCAAUCAACAGAUGAACAGCCAGGAUCUCACAUAGACUUUGCUGUAAACAGACUAAAGCUUGCAGAAAUUUUGUAUUAUAAAAUAUUAGAAACUGUAAUGGUUCAGGAAACUCGACGACUUCAUGGAAUGGACAUGUCAGUCCUUUUAGAGCAGGAUAUAUUUCAUCGUUCUUUGAUGGCCUGUUGUUUGGAAAUCGUGCUCUUUGCCUAUAGCUCACCUCGUACUUUUCCCUGGAUUAUUGAAGUUCUCAAUUUGCAACCGUUUUAUUUUUAUAAGGUUAUUGAGGUGGUGAUUCGCUCAGAGGAGGGCCUCUCCAGGGACAUGGUGAAACACCUGAACAGCAUCGAAGAACAGAUUUUGGAGAGCUUAGCAUGGAAUCACAGUUCUGCGCUAUGGGAGGCUCUCCAGGCCUCUGCAAACAAAGUUCCUACCUGUGAAGAGGUUAUGUUCCCAAAUAACUUUGAAACAGGAAAUGGGGGAAAUGUACAGGGACAUCUUCCCAUGAUGCCAGUGUCUCCUCUGAUGCAUCCAAGGGUCAAAGAAGUUCGGACUGACAGUGGCAAUCUUCGAAGGGAUAUACAACCGUUGUCUCCAAUUUCUGUCCAUGAACGCUACAGUUCUCCUACUGCAGGGAGUGCUAAGAGAAGACUUUUUGGGGAAGACCCCCCAAAGGAAAUGCUUAUGGAGAAGGUCAUAACAGAAGGAACAAAAUUGAAAAUUGCUCCUUCUUCAAGCAUUACUGCUGAAAAUAUAUCAAUUUCACCUGGGCAAAGUCUUCUAACAAUGGCCACAGCCAUAGUAACAGGAACAACAGGACAUAAAGUUACAAUCCCAUUGCACGGUAUUGCAAAUGAUGCUGGAGAGAUCACACUUAUACCAAUUUCCAUGAAUACAACUCAGGAGUCCAAAGUUGAGAGUUCUGUAUCACUUACUGCUCAGUCAUUAAUUGGUGCUUCUCCAAAACAGACUCAUCUGUCUAAAGCACAAGAGGUACAUCCAACUGGAAUAAACAAACCAAAGAGAACUGGGUCCUUAGCACUGUUUUAUAGAAAGGUCUAUCAUUUGGCAAGUGUUCGCUUACGUGAUUUAUGCUUAAAACUGGAUGUUUCAAGUGAGUUACGAAGGAAGAUAUGGACAUGUUUUGAGUUCACUUUAGUUCACUGCCCUGAUCUAAUGAAAGGCAGACAUUUGGAUCAGCUCCUCCUUUGUGCCUUUUACAUCAUUGCAAAGGUAACAAAAGAAGAAAGAACUUUUCAAGAAAUAAUGAAAAGUUAUAGGAAUCAGCCCCAAGCUAAUAGUCACGUCUAUAGGAGUGUACUACUGAAAAGUAUUCCAACAGAAGUUGUGGCAUACAAUAAAAACAUGAAUGGUGAUUUUGAAAUGACAGAUUGUGACUUGGAAGAUGCUACGAAAACACCUGACUGUUCCAGCGGACCAGUGAAAGAGGAAAGAGGUGAUCUUAUCAAGUUUUACAAUACAAUAUAUGUAGAAAGAGUAAAGGCAUUUGCGUUUAAAUACGACUUGUCAAGUCAGGACCAUGUGAUGGAAGCUCCACCACUCUCUCCUUUUCCACAUAUUAAGCAACAGCCAGGCUCACCACGCCGCAUUUCCCAGCAGCACUCCAUUUAUGUUUCCCCACACAAGAAUGGGUCAGGCCUGACGCCAAGGAGUGCUCUGCUGUACAAGUUCAAUGGCAGCCCUUCUAAGAGUUUGAAAGAUAUCAACAACAUGAUAAGGCAAGGUGAGCAGAGAACCAAGAAGCGAGCAAUAGCCAUCGAUGGCGAUGCAGAAUCACCUGCCAAACGCCUUUGUCAAGAAAACGAUGAUGUUUUACUUAAACGACUACAGGAUGUUGUCAGUGAAAGAGCAAAUCAUUAGUGUCCUUCCUGUUUCUAUAAUAAAAGCACUUUCAGGUUGUUUUGCAGAGAGUUGGGGCUCUAGCCUUCAAAACUUUCAGCCCUGUAGAUGGUAAAUAUCACUGGGUUAUAAGAAAAAUUGCACCAAAAUUUUGUGCUUUUUUUUUUUUUUACAUUUAUCCAAAAUGUAGUUGACAGAGAUGUAUUUUGAGUUGGAUUGGAAAGGAAUGUUUUAAGUGCCUUUUAAACAUUAAUAUUCAUAGAAUUUUUUAAAUGUUUGUUCCUUGGGUUAGUUUUUAAGAUGAAGCAAGUAGAAACCUCUGAAUUUUUUAGCUCACUUUUUAAAAUAAUCAAAUGUCUCCUCCUUCUGUGCUUUGUAAUAUAAGGGUAGAUAAUCUGUUUUUGGUAAGCGUGCUUUGAUAUAUUUGUGUUCUCAGUUUAAUAUUGAGUAGGGGUUGGUUCCCAUAGCACCUGGGCCAGAGGAUGAUGCACCAGCAUGUCUCUGUCCCACUAUGGUAACACCACAUCCAGGUUCACUAGCAUUCUGGGUUGUGCAGAUCCCCUCUCGUGCCCUUCCUCUCCUUGAGCAUAGGCAGAUUUGUACCUGGGCCCAUACACUGCCCCCACUCCUUGCUUUCCAACCCUAAGCCCUCUUAGCCUGGUGUGACAACCCAAUAAAAGGGGUACUUGCUCCUUUUUUAAACUACUGUCAUUUUGUUUUCCAAACCAUUAAUUUAAUUAUAUGUGAUUAUAUUAUGGCAUAUAAUUCUCAAAAUAGAAAGCUGCUUCUCAAGCCAGUAGAAUAAAAUGCAGAUGGAGUUGUUAGAAACUAAGUUUCCUUUUAGUGAGGUAGCACCAUGAUGAUGUGUGAGAUACUGUUUUUGAGGUCAUCAUAAGAUCAUUCAUUGUCAGUGUCUAAUUGAUUCCCUAAGAAUAGUUGAAACCUUUUCCAAAACCACAUUAAUAUCACCUCAUGCCUCAUAAUACACAUCAGUAACGCAGCUGCUUGUUAUUGCCCCCUCUUUGUUCUCAGUAUUGUUGUGCGUUGUGAGUUUCCCAUUAGGGUUUGAUCACUGGGGCCCCUUAAGGAUGUUUUCCAGUACUAGGGGUGCAGCUUUCCAAAGAAUUGGCUGUUCAAUAUUCACUUUUUCUAGUGUGUUUCCAGAAUCUGGAAGGACAUGGAUAAGCCAUUCUUCAUUAACUUUGAGAAAAUGUUAUCAAAUGUAUAUUUUUUAAACUGCAAACCUUAUUUUUUAAAAUGCAAAAUAUUUAACUUAACCUGUGUCUAACCCUGGCUAAUUUGAAUUAGUCUAAUAUUUGGCUGUAAAUUAGUAAUUACUAUUGUCAGGGAUUUUAUUUUUAAAUUUUAAGAAGAAAAGUCAUUUUGGUCAUGUCUUACUUUUCUGAAAAUUACACCCUUAUUUUUUGUGUAGUAUCUACACAUAUUAUAAGCCAAAUAACAUCGUCUAUCCUGAAUCCUUGUAUAUAUUUUUAUGUAGCUAUAACUAUUGUGUCAUUUUCAUCUUCAUUAUUAAUGUGCAAAAUAUAAAUGAGCAUUUGUACAUUGACUAUAUAAGAAGCUCUGGACAUGUUUUUAUGAGUUUUCAGGACUUCUCAUCAAUGUACAUAAAAUGGUUAAUAAAACAUUGUUUUUUUGAGAUUAUUGAAAAAACUACUCGUGCUGUUUUCUGUGACUAGAAGCAAUUGUACAGCCAUCUGGAAUCUAUAUCUCUUUAAAUAUCUGCUUUAUAUCUUUUAAAUAUCUUAGUGUUACCUAAAAGUUAAUGUUCCUGGUGGUUUCCAGGGACUAGGAAGAGAAUGGGGAGUGACUGACUGCUUAAUGAAAUAAAUAUUUUGGAACUUGACAUGGGUGGUGGUUGCAUAACAGUGAA